Camarhynchus parvulus is the source of this 3301-nucleotide messenger RNA. RefSeq names its product EPH receptor B2 (gene EPHB2). The transcript has 16 exons. Gene Ontology annotation, molecular function: protein binding; ATP binding; transmembrane-ephrin receptor activity. Bases 112 to 3099 code for a protein of 995 amino acids. Gene Ontology annotation, cellular component: plasma membrane; neuron projection. NCBI's taxonomy places the organism in Eukaryota, Metazoa, Chordata, Aves, Passeriformes, Thraupidae. Gene Ontology annotation, biological process: cell surface receptor protein tyrosine kinase signaling pathway; central nervous system projection neuron axonogenesis; protein phosphorylation. The record is from RefSeq and is a predicted model, not a curated record.
GCGCUCCGUGCCCGCGGCCGUGCCCGCGCCGGCGGCGGCCCCAGCGAGGGGCUCUGGGCUCUGCGCUCUGCGCUCCGCCGCCUCCAUGGAGCGCCGGCCGCGCCGCCUCUGAUGCCCGGCCCGGCGCGCACCAUGGGGCCGCUGUGGCUCUGCUGCCUGCCCCUCGCCCUCCUGCCCCUGCUCGCCGCCGUGGAAGAGACCCUGAUGGACUCCACCACGGCGACAGCAGAGCUGGGCUGGACGGUGCAUCCUCCCUCAGGGUGGGAAGAGGUGAGUGGGUACGAUGAGAACAUGAACACCAUCCGCACAUACCAGGUGUGCAACGUCUUUGAGUCCAGCCAGAACAACUGGCUCCGCACCAAGUACAUCCGCAGGCGAGGAGCACACCGCAUCCACGUGGAGAUGAAAUUCUCUGUCCGGGACUGCAGCAGCAUCCCCAAUGUCCCAGGCUCCUGUAAGGAGACUUUUAACCUGUACUAUUUUGAGUCAGACUUGGACUCGGCCACCAAGACUUUUCCUAACUGGAUGGAGAAUCCUUGGAUGAAGGUGGACACGAUUGCUGCUGAUGAGAGCUUCUCACAGGUGGACUUAGGUGGACGGGUGAUGAAGAUCAACACUGAGGUGCGCAGUUUUGGGCCCGUCUCCAAGAACGGUUUCUACCUGGCCUUCCAGGACUAUGGGGGCUGCAUGUCCCUGAUUGCCGUCCGUGUCUUCUACCGCAAAUGUCCCCGUGUGAUCCAGAACGGGGCCGUCUUCCAGGAAACCCUGUCGGGAGCAGAGAGCACCUCGCUGGUGGCAGCCAGGGGCACGUGCAUUGCCAAUGCUGAGGAGGUGGACGUGCCCAUCAAGCUGUACUGCAACGGUGACGGCGAGUGGCUGGUGCCCAUUGGCCGCUGCAUGUGCCGGGCUGGCUAUGAGUCCGUGGAGAACGGGACCGUCUGCAGAGGCUGCCCCUCAGGAACAUUCAAGGCCAGCCAGGGGGAUGAGGGGUGUGUCCACUGCCCCAUCAACAGCCGGACAACCUCAGAAGGGGCCACAAACUGCGUGUGCCGGAAUGGAUAUUACCGGGCAGACGCCGACCCCGUGGACAUGCCGUGCACCACCAUCCCGUCCGCCCCGCAGGCCGUGAUCUCCAGCGUGAACGAGACGUCGCUGAUGCUGGAGUGGAGCCCCCCGCGGGACUCGGGGGGCCGCGAGGACCUGGUGUACAACAUCAUCUGCAAGAGCUGCGGGGCCGGGCGCGGGGCCUGCACGCGCUGCGGGGACAACGUGCAGUUCGCCCCGCGCCAGCUGGGCCUCACCGAGCCCCGCAUCUACAUCAGCGACCUGCUGGCCCACACCCAGUACACCUUCGAGAUCCAGGCCGUCAACGGCGUCACCGACCAGAGCCCCUUCUCCCCGCAGUUCGCCUCUGUGAACAUCACCACCAACCAGGCCGCCCCUUCUGCCGUGUCCAUCAUGCACCAGGUGAGCCGCACCGUGGACAGCAUCACCCUGUCCUGGUCCCAGCCCGACCAGCCCAAUGGAGUCAUCCUGGACUAUGAGCUGCAGUACUACGAGAAGGAUCUGAGUGAGUUGAACUCGACCACAGUGAAGAGCCCCACCAACACUGUGGCAGUGCAGAACCUCAAGGCUGGCACCAUCUACGUGUUCCAGGUGCGGGCGCGCACCGUGGCGGGCUACGGCCGCUACAGUGGGAAGAUGUAUUUCCAAACCAUGACUGAAGCCGAGUACCAGACCAGCGUGCAGGAGAAGCUGCCGCUCAUCAUCGGCUCCUCGGCGGCGGGGCUGGUGUUCCUCAUCGCCGUGGUGGUCAUCGGCAUCGUGUGCAACAGAAGACGGGGCUUCGAGCGGGCUGACUCGGAGUACACGGACAAGCUGCAGCACUACACCAGUGGCCACAUGACUCCAGGGAUGAAGAUUUAUAUUGAUCCUUUCACCUAUGAAGAUCCCAAUGAGGCUGUCAGGGAAUUUGCAAAGGAAAUCGAUAUCUCUUGUGUCAAAAUCGAGCAGGUGAUUGGGGCAGGGGAGUUUGGUGAGGUGUGCAGUGGGCAUCUGAAGCUUCCAGGCAAAAGGGAGAUCUUUGUGGCCAUCAAGACCCUCAAGUCUGGCUACACGGAGAAGCAGAGACGGGACUUCCUGAGUGAGGCCAGCAUCAUGGGGCAGUUCGACCACCCCAACGUCAUCCACUUGGAGGGGGUGGUCACCAAGAGCUCUCCAGUCAUGAUCAUCACUGAGUUCAUGGAGAAUGGCUCACUGGACUCCUUCCUGCGGCAAAACGACGGGCAGUUCACGGUGAUCCAGCUGGUGGGGAUGCUGCGGGGCAUCGCCGCGGGCAUGAAGUACCUGGCAGACAUGAACUACGUGCACCGGGACCUGGCUGCCCGCAACAUCCUGGUCAACAGCAACCUGGUGUGCAAGGUGUCUGACUUCGGCCUCUCCCGCUUCCUGGAGGACGACACCUCCGACCCCACCUACACCAGUGCUCUGGGUGGGAAGAUCCCGAUCCGAUGGACGGCACCUGAGGCCAUCCAGUACCGAAAGUUCACCUCAGCCAGUGAUGUGUGGAGCUAUGGAAUAGUCAUGUGGGAGGUGAUGUCCUAUGGAGAGCGGCCCUACUGGGACAUGACCAACCAGGAUGUGAUAAAUGCCAUUGAGCAGGACUAUCGGCUGCCACCACCCAUGGACUGCCCAAAUGCCCUUCACCAGCUCAUGCUUGACUGUUGGCAGAAGGAUCGGAACCACAGGCCCAAAUUUGGGCAAAUUGUCAACACCUUGGAUAAAAUGAUCCGAAAUCCGAACAGCCUGAAAGCCAUGGCACCUCUCUCCUCUGGGAUGAACCUUCCCCUCCUUGACCGCACAAUCCCGGAUUACACCAGCUUCAACACUGUGGAUGAAUGGCUGGAUGCCAUCAAGAUGAGCCAGUACAAGGAGAGCUUUGCCAGUGCUGGUUUCACCACCUUUGAUGUAGUAUCUCAGAUGACUGUAGAGGACAUUCUGCGAGUCGGGGUCACUUUAGCAGGACACCAGAAGAAAAUUCUGAACAGUAUCCAGGUGAUGAGAGCACAGAUGAACCAAAUCCAGUCUGUGGAGGUUUGAUAGCUGCCUGUCCUCCCACUCCUCCUCCUUGAGGCCCUGCUCCCCUUUGCCCCUGUAUGUCCAAGCUCCAGUUCCUGAGUGUUCUGCAUGGACCAGAGACAGGCAGCUGCUCUGAGGAUCAUGGCAGCAGGAGGGAACACCCUGUCCUCAACAAUGAGAAGUUGCCAAGAGCUUCUAGAAUUUAAGCAAUGGAAAAAGGGAA